UGGGAAUUUGCACCUCCCCCCUUUUCUAAGCAUUGCGUCCGCCAACCGGAGCAUACAACUGCAAAAGGUAAACAAAUGCGCAUUUGAAAUCUGAAAGCUGGCUAAACAUUCACAUUAUAUAUGAUGGAAACGGAAAAUCAGAAAAUGCCAGUUAGCAUUGUUGUCCAUCGAUCAACUCACGGAGUCGUUCUUUUCAUUUAACGAAUUCACUUUGACUGAUUGUUGGAGGUAGUGGAUUUCGACAUACAUACAUAGAUCUCGGUAACCAGAUGGGAGGUACAACUACAGACAGAAUAGAAGGAUGCAUAAAGCAUGGACCAUGGGGUAGUUCACAGGGUGAAUAUUGGGUUUACAUGCCUGAAGAAGGCUAUAUUAAAAAGAUUACAAUCGUACAUGCAGGGUUUAUUGAUCGCAUUAGAUUUCAAAGCGAUUGUCAUACUCAAACAGGUGAAACUCAAACCUCCAUUUUCGGUGGCAAUGGUGGCAAGAAAACUGACACGAUUUGCAUUGACUACCCAAAUGAAUAUUUGACUUCAAUAAAUGGGACAAUUGAUAAUUCUGGAGGUUCUUAUUCUCCUCCUAUGCUGAUGUCUUUAAGCUUUCAUACAAAUCAGAUUCGUUAUGGUCCGUAUGGUAAUUCUGAUAAGGGCACCCCUUUCUCAUAUGAUGGUAAAGAUGGGAUGAUAAUUGGAUUUUAUGGACGUUUUGGCCAAUACAUUAAUGCUAUUGGGAUUUAUGUGAUUCCUAAAUCACUAUCACCAUCAUUAUCUCCAAACUCUGCUCCCAAAAACAAUUCCAAUUCCAUGCAUGAGUUGUGUUGUGAGAUGUCUGGAGUAGGAAUGCCAAGGGAGGCAGGACCUUGGGGGGCUGCUGGAGGUAAGCCGUGGGAUGAUGGAGUUUUCUCACAUGUCAAACAAAUACGUGUUUAUUUAGGAGAGUCUUUGAAGGUGAUUUAUGGUAUCCAAUUUGAAUAUGUUAAAAGAGAUGGUAAUUCCAUUUUGUCACAAAUGCAUGGAGGAACAUGUGGGGAUAAAACAGAACUGGUUGAUUUGGAUGGUGAGAAGGAGUAUUUGACUGGGAUAUCAGGGUUUUAUGGACCUGUUGUGGAGUUGGAUGGAUUGGAAGGGAUAACCUCCAUUACUAUUCACACAAACAAGAAGAUGUAUGGGCCUUAUGGACAAGAAAGUGGAGAAGGGUAUGUUUAUUUUACAUCAUCAUCAUCUCCAGGGAAGGUGGUUGGUUUUCAAGGCAGGAAUGGUGAUUUUCUAACUGCAAUUGGUGUUCAUAUGGAGUAUUUCUGAAAAUAUGAUGAUGGAAGAAGCUUUGACUUUUUGCUAAGAUAGUAAGAUGCAUGUAUUCAUCAAACUUGGAAUUUUUAACUAGUGAUGGCUAUAUAUAUGAUUGUCAUUUUAGGUUUUUAUUUUUUAUAUAUUUUUUUUUAUCAAGCACUCGUAGUGUCUAAAAUCGUAGUAUUUAAUAAAAUUAGAUCAUAAAACAUAUAAGAGAACAA
This is a messenger RNA of Lactuca saligna, 1510 nucleotides long. The record is from the annotation of a GenBank genome assembly. Lineage: Eukaryota; Viridiplantae; Streptophyta; Magnoliopsida; Asterales; Asteraceae.